AUGCGUCUGCUAACAUCUGCUGCAACGACGAACGCCCGAUAUGGAUACAAUCCCUCGCCUCCCGCUCCUGAACGAUGUGGAGAAGACGGAUGCUAUCAAAUUCAAAAAUACCCACAUUGGGAGGACGCCAUGACCCUCAAACUCAAAAUCUUGGGCUUCGAACGGUACAUGAACGGAUUCGUCCGCCCUUCACUAUUCGAUCCGGAGGCCAAACAACGCUUCGACGACGAGGAGUCCAUUGCUCUCUUCCUGAUCUGGAACAGCCAUAGUGGCGACUUUCAGAAGUCACUCGUGCGCAACGGCUUGUCCCGGGAAGACACGCCCGUGCAAACGAUGCUGGCCAUUGAAUCGCUGCUCAUCCCAUCCGAUACAGCCGCGGCCGUCAAGGACGCCCUCGCCGAAAUGCGCAUCAGAUCCUUCGGUUCCAUCGAACGAAUGGCUCGAAACCUUGCACAGCUAUGUCUUCGUUCUGAAAAGACAAGGCAACCUUAUGGUCGAGUUGGUCUCCUCGGCUAUGCCUUCCACUGA
Molecule: messenger RNA, 528 nt
Organism: Drechmeria coniospora
Lineage: Eukaryota; Fungi; Ascomycota; Sordariomycetes; Hypocreales; Ophiocordycipitaceae
Exons: 2
Coding region: 1-528 (175 amino acids)
Source: RefSeq, a predicted model, not a curated record